CAACCGUGCCGUGGACAGUCAGUCGCUUCACAGUGUGUCCGUACGUGUGUUUUGCUGUUCGUCGUUGUUGGAGCCGCAAAAGCACCUCAUCCAAUAUCCAGUGUAUCGCGUGCGUUUGUGUUUGUGUGGAGUGUACGUGUGCACGGUGUAACGCCUAUCGGUGAAUGUGUGUGUGUGUGUAUGUGCGACGGCUAGAGUUGUGAUUUUUGGGGUAGUGUGUGCAAGUGCGUUGUUCAAGUCGCAAGAUCAUCGGUUCUUUUUUGUUGGUUACUGCUUCAAUCCGAAAGCUCACGCUAAAGCUUAACGGGCAGAAUCGAGAAUCGGUGUGUGAGCCACGAAGAACGAAGUUGGGUUUUUUUGCUUUGCUGGUGUGUGCGUUGGCUGGCAUUAGGCACGGGAAUAGAUUGCGAACGGAAAGGUAAACGUGCCAACGAGUAACACGUCUUCCACGGUUUGCUAUCCUUCACGAUCGCCAUCAAUUCCGGACCAUCGAGAGUGUCGAUCGACAGCCGGUUCGACCGUAUACAGCAACUACAACGCAUUGGACCAACAUCUGCGCAGCUUUUAAUCUUUGUUACAGUAUAGAGAUCAGUUACGCAGCGGACGGUGACCGGGGCUGUUCGGUGUUUAGGCUCCAGCGCACAACUAGGAAGACACGUGCGUGCUCCGUACCUACGGCGGCUUACAGCAGCUUGGCGGCGCUAUACGUGACAAAUACGUGCACCGAUCCCGUGGCCCAACAUGGCUUCCACGCUAAUGUUCUGGAACAAGCAGAACUCCAACUCCAACCAAAACGGAAACGAUGCCAAGAACACAAAAAACGGCCGCAACUGGUUGCACGCGCCAGAUGUGCUCGUCAACGGGCACGUCGCUUAUCUAGUCAAAUACCUCGGUAGCACUCCCGUGGAGCAGCCAAAGGGUAUCGAAGUUGUCAAGGAAGCCAUCCGGAGGCUGCAGUUCACACAGCAGAUGAAGAAGGCAGAGGGCGGUGGUAAUGUGAAGACGAAGAAGGUCGAAAUCACCAUCAGUGUGGACGGUGUAGCAAUACAGGAACCACGAUCACUGACUAUCAUGCACCAGUUUCCGCUGCACAAGAUAUCCUACUGCGCGGACGAGAAGGGCGUUAAGAAAUUCUUUAGCUUCAUCGCCAAAACCGGCACGGCGGCAACGACCACGGCUUCUAUAAGUUCUGUCGAUGAUACGAACAGCUCGAACAACUCCACCACCAGCAACGGUACUGAGGACCGGCACGAAUGUUUCGUGUUCAUCUCGAACAAGCUCGCCUCGGACAUAACGCUCACGAUCGGGCAAGCGUUCGAUUUGGCCUACCGGCGUUACGUCAGCGAUAGUGGCAAAUCGCUUGAGUCGGUCAAACUUCUCGCGCAGAAAAAACAGCUGGAACACACGAUCACCGCCUACCGGCAACGGCUGCGUGAUCUAUCGGAGCUGGUAUCGAAAGCGGAACUGGAGAAACUGCUGCUGAAGAUGGGCCUCAGAGAUAUUUGUGAUGUACCAGCGCUAGAAAAUGGUGUCGAAGGCCAUAACAAUUACAGCAGCAAUAACAACAACAUUAACAGUAACAACCAUAAUGUCAAUGGCAGCAAGACGCCGGAUUUGGGCAUUGAUGUCUCGUUACCGAACAAUGACGAUCAACUGUUGAUCGAAACGUCACCAAAACACUUUGCACCGAUGGUACCGCCGAGAAACAUUCAGAAUCAAAUUAACAACACGCUAGAAGCACUCAAACCAUCGGUCGGUACGAAGCUGGAGGGAUUGCUUCUGAACUCAGACUCGGACAGUGAUUUCGAUCCGCGUGCACCAGACACUGACUCGAGUAUCUCCACUGGUGGCGGUAACAAGAUCAGCAACGAUCUGUUCGGCUUUGAGCCACCAAAACCUGCGAAUGCCACCCUUGGUCAGCAGCUUUUUGGCAGUGUCACCAACAACGGUCACAACAAUGGAUUCACCAACGGCAACGGUGCUGUCACGAACGGAUUUGGCGCUCCGAACAGUCCUCCUCCCAUUUUGGCUCCUCCACCAGCGAAGUCCGCUCCGCGACGAACGGUACCACAGAGCAACGGAACAACCAACGGAAGUAGCGCGUACCAGGACCUAUUCGGAUCGGUACCAUUUAAUCCGCAGGGUAGUGAUGAUUCGACAGCAACGACGGAAGAAUCGUCCUCCCAUAUGCUAAACGAUCACACGUGCUCCGUCAACUCGGCCAACCUCAAAUCGGGAUUCGGUCCAUUCGCGCAAGAGGUGAACGUACUGAGCAAAAAUUCGUAUCAUCUCGAUUCGAUCCUUGCGUACGGUGCGGGUUGCAACGGGUCGGGCGCUUUUAAUGAACCAACCGUCCCAACCAGCAACACCGCCGGAACCGCUGCAAAUCUGGCCUCUAAAUUGAAUCCGUUCGCGGCGGCCAUCCGCAACAGCAAUCCGCUCGCUGCCGUGCAGCACAAGGCCGCCGCAUACGACGUGUUCAAAAACGCGAGUGAUAAGGAACGGUUAACCACUAAUACCGGUACGGUCUCACAGCCUACAUCGUUCGAUGGGGACGAUGGUGAAAUGGCACACAGUGCUAACAUUACGGCCCCUGCGGCCCUUGCAUCCGAUACCGACACUAACCAAUCGGUUCACAUCUCAUCCGGUCCGGUGAACGAACAGGCUCACGCUUCUGAGGCGCUGUUUGAAGAUUUUGCUUUAUCGGCUUUUAACGAGUUUAAGAAAGAUUUAAGCAUCAACAGCCGCAGCGUGAAGCGUCAGUCCUCGUUCCAGCAGGACCGUCUUCAUAAGCCAUCGCUCGGAACACUUAAAUCCAUCGGUGGUAGCCUCGGGGAUGCUAACUAUAGUGGUGGGGUUCGCUUGCGCCGGGCCGGUGGUGGCCCCGUGCUACUCCAACCCGAGAUGAAGACGACCAAGAACGGUUUCUUUAGCUCCGACGAUGUGUUGGAUACGUUCGAUCCGCUAAAGAAGUAAAUUCAAACCAUCGUCCAUCUGCAAUCAUACGAUCUUCGCCAAUCUCGUGUCGUGUCGUCAUCGCAGGCAAACUGUUUCGAACAAGUAACGCAUCAUUUAGACAGUAAACCAGCCAACAACCAUGGCGUAAUGUGCGAAACAGUUGCAACCGCCCCGCACAUAGCGCCCGGUGAAUCCGGUCGUAGACGUUACGAGAAUGUUUAGAACCGUGUUUGUGUCCGUGUGUUUAUAAUUUUGUUUUGUUUUGUUUGGAAAUGGAGCGGCAAGCUUUUGCGUAAUGUGGAAGUGAAUUGUAUUUUGUUAUAGUAAUUGUACGUACUCCGUUUAAGUAGGGACACGUUUUCUUCAUACUUUGUUUUUUCCAUUCUGUCUUUUUUUUCAUUUUCUUUGGAGGAACUCGUUGCCGACCAUAGCUUGGAUAACAUCUUUCUGAUUUGUGUGUCCAAAAAUAAUCUUUGCAAUAUAAUUAACGGUGCUUGAAUUGGCAACAUCCGCGUAAGGAGUGCUUGAUCGCAAUUAGAGUGUUGUAUAGAACCAAUGUGAUGCCAAAAGAAUUUUCAUGGUGACAUUAUGCUGAACAUAAAACAUACGCACAAUAUUUUGCAAAGAAGUGUAGUAGAAAGGAGUGAAAGGGAAGUACUAUCUGGCACAAUGAUCAAUAUUCCAUUCGAUACUUUAGUUUAGCAACGGAACGAGUUUAAGCUAGUAACAGGAAAUAUUCAAUAUACCAUCAAGCGAUAGCUUAAUUUAUACUUACUUUUAAUCAAACACUAACGUAAAACGCUCUGUGGUAAAAUUAUCCUAAACGAAACAUUCCCUCGAUAUGUGUAAAUGAUGAUCUACGUGUUUCUUUAUCGUUUCUCGUGUUUUCUAUUCUUCGAAUCUCCCGUCAUUCCCGAUUAGUGAAUCAAUUGGUGCAUUAGAACAAACGUUAGUGUAUGGUGUUGAGAAUUGAAAAAUUUCGUGAUGGGAUGAACAAAAAAAGGGAAAAGGUACAAUUUUACAUACAUAUUUCGCAACUUUGUCACAAAGCCAACUAGAGAGAUGUAGAAAAAACAAAGCUUUUAAAAACAAAACACACUAAUAGAAUGUUAUUGACGAGAUAAAUUGUUAUGGAGCGAGAAUUUGAAAUUAAUUUGCUAGUUUUUGUUGCUUUUCUCAAAUGUUUGGAUACUGUUCGACUUUAACGUUUCCCAAGUGUGCACUCUAGUGUGUUAGUACUUUGUAAAUUUUUGUUAUUUGUGCGUUUUUGACUCUCUCGAUGUGUUGUAUCAUUUUUUGUUUCGAAUUUUGCUUCUGUUUGUUUUCCUUUUUCUGUCCGGUAACCUUCGCCCACGUCUAAAGCGUUAGCAAAAAAAACCCCAUCACGAAACGAUUCAGUACUGUGACAGUAUAAUACGAACCAUUACACAUAGAUAUAUA
Anopheles moucheti is the source of this 4398-nucleotide messenger RNA. RefSeq names its product PTB domain-containing adapter protein ced-6 (gene ced-6). The transcript is spliced from 11 exons. The coding region runs from base 742 to 2976 and encodes 744 amino acids. The record is from RefSeq and is a predicted model, not a curated record. Lineage: Eukaryota; Metazoa; Arthropoda; Insecta; Diptera; Culicidae.